AUGCCGAAGAGGAAAACACAGAGCAGCGAGAGCCAACCCUAUCAACCUCGGAAACGAGCAGGGAAGCAACUGCCUCUCCUAGAGCCUCCUUCAGCCCCUUCGACUACUGAUUAUCCUGAAGUUCAGAUGAAUCUGGCACCUGAACUGCCCCAGUCCAUCCCUGGUCCUUCUUACACACUUGGUGCACAGGAAACUCCCCCUGUGGAGCCGCUACCUCCUCACCAACUGCAAGACCUGGCGGAGCGGAUAUCCACCAUCUUAAAAGACAGAGGGAGUCCUCAGUCGCAGGAAGAAGAUACUAGAAUUUGGAUUGUGGGUUCGUCCAUUAUUAAGAGAGCCUUUUGUCAGACAAGGCAUUCAAUAUUUCAAACUCACCUCGAGCUAGAAAGGCAUCGGGCAACAAUUUUCUGGCAGGGUAAGGGUGGAAUGAAAUGGGGGGAAAUUCUGCCGAAAAUCAAGUGUUUACUAAAAGUAGAGGACCCACCCAAUUUCCUCGUAUUGCACUGUGGGGGCAAUAACAUACCGGGUGAUAAAGGUGAGAAGUCUGUUGAUUUAAGACUAAAAAUCAACAACACCUUGGUCAGUUUGGCCAAGCUGUUGCCCGACACUGUUUUGGUUUGGUCACAGAUACUCCCCCGCCAGCACUGGCGAGGCGGUGUUGACCAAGAAGCAAUGGAUAUGGUCAAAAAACGGUUAAACAGUUUUGUUGCAACCGCCUUAAUCCGCACAGGGGGGAAAUAUAUUCGAUAUCCAGAAAUUCAGAUUGAUUGUCCGCACUUGUUUGCCCCUGACGGAGUUCAUCUCUCUGAACUUGGUAACCAAUUUUUCUUGUACCGCCUCCAACAAGCUUUGCAGACUUUUAUUACAAAACCCACUGAAAAAGUGUCACCAAAAUUGGGAGAGUUUGGGCCAUGGCUGUGCUAUGACUAG
Molecule: messenger RNA, 930 nt
Organism: Magallana angulata
Lineage: Eukaryota; Metazoa; Mollusca; Bivalvia; Ostreida; Ostreidae
Exons: 2
Coding region: 1-930 (309 amino acids)
Source: RefSeq, a predicted model, not a curated record